AUGUUAGCCAACGACUCAAAGACAAUCACUGUGGGUGAUUGUCAACAGUGUACUUCCAACAUUAUACAAGACAUUGAUACUGAGUCAACAGUGUACAUCCAACAGUUACCAAACAUUGAUACUGAGUCAACAGUGUACAUCCAACAGUUACCAAACAUUGAUACUGAGUCAACAGUGUACAUCUUACAGUUACCAUACAGUGAUACUGAGUCAACAGUGUACAUUCAACAGUUACCAAACAUUGAUACUGAGUCAACAGUGUACAUCCAACAGUUACCAAACAUUGAUACUGAGUCAACAGUGUACAUCCAACAGUUACCAAACAUUGAUACUGAGUCAACAGUGUACAUCUUACAGUUACCAUACAGUGAUACUGAGUCAACAGUGUACAUUCAACAGUUUUCAUACAUUGAUACUGAGUCAACAGUGUACAUUCAACAGUUACCAAACAUUGAUACUGAGUCAACAGUGUACAUCUUACAGUUACCAUACAGUGAUACUGAGUCAACAGUGUACAUUCAACAGUUUCCAUACAUUGAUACUGAGUCAACAGUGUACAUCCAACAGUUACCAAACAUUGAUACUGAGUCAACAUUACCAAACAUUGAUAUUGAGUCAACAGUGAGUUACAUUGAUACUGAGUCAACAGUGUACAUCUUACAGUUACCAUACACUGAUACUGAGUCAACAGUGUACAUCCAACGGUUUCCAUACAUUGAUACUGAGUCAACAGUGUACAUCUUACAGUUACCAUACACUGAUACUGAGUCAACAGUGUACAUUCAACAGUUUCCAUACAUUGAUAUUGAGUCAACAGUGUACAUUCAACAGUUACCAAACAUUGAUACUGAGUCAACAGUGUACAUCUUACAGUUUCCAUACAUUGAUACUGAGUCAACAGUGUACAUUCAACAGUUUCCAUACAUUGAUACUGAGUCAACAGUGUACAUCCAAAAGUUUCCAUACAUUGAUACUGAGUCAACAGUGUACAUCUUACAGUUACCAUACACUGAUACUGAGUCAACAGUGUACAUCCAACAGUUUCCAUACAUUGAUACUGAGUCAACAGUGUACAUUCAACAGUUACCAAACAUUGAUACUGAGUCAACAGUGUACAUCUUACAGUUACCAUACACUGAUACUGAGUCAACAGUGUACAUCCAACAGUUUCCAUACAUUGAUACUGAGUCAACAGUGUACAUCUUACAGUUACCAUACAGUGAUACUGAGUCAACAGUGUACAUUCAACAGUUACCAAACAUUGAUACUGAGUCAACAGUGUACAUUCAACAGUUACCAAACAUUGAUACUGAGUCAACAGUGUACAUCCAACAGUUUCCAUACAGUGAUACUGAGUCAACAGUGUACAUCUUACAGUUACCAUACAGUGAUACUGAGUCAACAGUGUACAUUCAACAGUUUCCAUACAUUGAUACUGAGUCAACAGUGUACAUUCAACAGUUACCAAACAUUAAUACUGAGUCAACAGUGUACAUCCAACAGUUUCCAUACAUUGAUACUGAGUCAACAGUGUACAUUCAACAGUUACUAAACAUUAGUUCAUCACCUCUCGUCGUCAGCGAGGAUAAUAGACUAUGA
Homarus americanus (American lobster) is the source of this 1599-nucleotide messenger RNA. RefSeq lists its product as uncharacterized. The transcript is spliced from 2 exons. The record is from RefSeq and is a predicted model, not a curated record. The coding region runs from base 1 to 1599 and encodes 532 amino acids. Lineage: Eukaryota; Metazoa; Arthropoda; Malacostraca; Decapoda; Nephropidae.